AUGACGAAGCGCAAUUUGUGGUCGUACGAGGAAACACUCGAAAUGUUGAACAUAAUGCUUGAGCAAGAAAGUCUGAAAGCCAUGAACAGGAGACCGUUUCGAAAGGAUAAAGCUUUCCGCCUGGUGUGUGAGGAAAUGGUGCACCGCGGUUAUAACACAAAGGACCCCAAACAGAUAGAGAAUCGAUGGAAGAAUCUAAAGAAACGAUACAUGGACCUGGAGAAGGAUCCAAAAAUGGGGGAAAGCAAUCCAUUCCAGUUUUACAAUUUGAUCGAUGUGUUGAUGAAAGGUAAACCGCCGCCACCACCACCACUACCACAAUCCCCACCAUCCCCACAAUCGCCAGCCGCCCCUAAGUCGAAGCUGUACGCACUGAGCAUCUGCAGAGUUGAUCAGAAGCCACGCGUAGACGCAGAGGAAACAUUUGACGAACCAGAAGAGCCGACUCAGGACGAUUGUGAGGAUGAUCAUAUAAAGAAUGAAACAAUCGAAGAAACAGUAGCCGAAUCAACCCAACAUAGCAUUACGAGUACCCCGAGACGUUCUAAGCGCUAUAGAAAACGGCCAACAUUGUCGUAUCGUCGAAAUGAAACGCCAAAAACAAGCUUGCCAACGUACAAACUGGCGACCGAAGAAGAGGCUUUUCGCAAUCAGAAAAAGUUAAUCGAUUAUCAGUUCGGAUUGUACAGCAAAGCGCAGGAAGAGUCGGACCAAAAGUUUUUAAACAUGAGUCGUCAAAUGCUAGACGAAUGCAAUCAAAAAUUUCAAUGUUUCUUAGAUAAGUUCGUGUCGGGAUCGUAA
This is a messenger RNA of Anopheles maculipalpis, 801 nucleotides long. RefSeq lists its product as uncharacterized. The record is from RefSeq and is a predicted model, not a curated record. Lineage: Eukaryota; Metazoa; Arthropoda; Insecta; Diptera; Culicidae. The transcript is spliced from 2 exons. Bases 1 to 801 code for a protein of 266 amino acids.